CAUAGUCAAACGUAAAUGAAAGCUCUCGCCGUCGAUUGCUUUCCGAUGCGCGUCGCAUAAUUCAAAUCCACCGGCCAUGAGACUGCUCUCGUAAAUAAAUAACCCAACUCGAACGUCCUUCAGGCAAAACCUCGGUAUGCCAUGUCGAUGGAAGACCAAAAGCCCCAUCAUAUAGUCCUCUUCCCCUAUUUGGGGCAGGGCCAUUUCACACCCUUCCUCGCCCUAGCCGAGCUCAUCCACCGCCGGUACCCCACCUACACCCUCACCCUCGUCAGCACCCCUCGCAACGUCCAAAACCUCCGCUCCUCCCUCCCACCAACCUUCCCCAUCCGCCUUCGAGCUCUCCCCUUCUCUCCAUCCGCCUAUGGCCUCCCCUCCACCGCCGAGUCCUUCGCCGACAUCCCCUUCGAUCUCUUCAUCAAUCUCUUCCAAGCCUCCGAGGCCCUCCAGCCCGCCUUCGAUCAGCUCAUCGCCGACAUCAUCCAAGAGGAAGGUCGUCCUUCUCUCUGUAUCAUCGCCGAUCAUUUCUUGGCGUGGACGGUGCAGGUUGCGCGGAAGCACGGGGUCUUUCACUCCAUCUUCAUAACCAGCGGAGCCUAUGGCACGGCUGUCUUCUUCUCUCUCUGGGCUCACCUCCCGCACACCCUCACCACCUCCGACGAGUUCUCGCUGCCCGAAUUCCCCGAUACCCGGAUCCAUCGCUCGCAGCUCACAAAGCGCUGGCUCGUUGCCGAUGGUGCCGACUCGUGGUCCGUCUUCCUUCAGCGCCAGAUAUCGCUUUGCUCCGAGACCGACGCCGUGCUAGCAAACACGGUGGAGGAGUUCGAGACCGCUGGCCUGCGGAUGCUGAGGAGAAUCAUGGGAGUUCCCAUCCGGGCCAUCGGCCCAUUGCUUCGUCCACCAGCUUCUCCCUCUUCCUCGACGGCUGACAAGAAUUUUGUCAUCGAUUGGCUGGAUCUGCACCCACCAGGAUCGGUUCUAUACGUCUCAUUUGGGUCGCAGAACACCAUCACAGCGUCCCAAAUGAUGGAGCUGGCGAUGGGGCUGGAGGCAAGCGAGAGGCCUUUCAUUUGGGCUAUUAGACCUCCUGUCGGGUUUGACAUAAAGAGCGAGUUCAGCCCGGACUGGCUGCCGGAGGCUUUCGAGGAGAGAGCGAGAGAAAGAAAGGUAGGGAUAUUGCUGCGUGGGUGGGCACCUCAACUGGAGAUCUUAUCGCACCCAUCCACAGGUGCUUUUCUCAGCCACUGCGGGUGGAAUUCGGUGCUCGAGAGCCUGAGCCGGGGCGUACCGAUAAUCGGGUGGCCCCUCAUAGCAGACCAGCUGUAUAAUUCGAAGAUGCUGGUGGAGGAGGUGGGGGUGUGCGUGGAGGUGGCAAGGACGAACAUAGAGAGCGCGAGGGUGGAGAGAGAGGAGGUGGCGAGGGUGGUGAAGAUGGUGGUGGGUGAGACCGAGAAGGGGAGGGAGAUGCGGAGGAGGGCGGAGGAGAUAAGGGAGGUUAUGACGGGAGCGUGGGCAGAGGGAGUGGAGUCGUCGAUCAGGGGAUUGGAGGAGUUCUUCCGGGCUGUGGGUUCCAUGAGAAAGGCAACUUAGAUUGCGAGGUUUUACUUUGAUGGAAAUGGACGCCAAAUUGUAACGAUAGAGAGUUUGUUCUGUUGGAAGUCUUGGACUUGUUUUUGGUAAAUAAAGACCGCGACUUUCGGUGAAAGGAAGGAUGACAGCUAGUUCGCUCGAAGACCACAAGCAAGGGAGUUGUUUGCGUAAAUGCACCAGAGAGCGUUGAGGAAAGCAUGGUAGAAUGUUGCUUGUUUCCAACCGCAAAUUUUGCGGCAAAAUUUGUAUCUGGUUGCAUCUCUAAUAUUUAUAUCUAAUGUUGAGAACGAUGAAUUCU
This is a messenger RNA of Elaeis guineensis (African oil palm), 1888 nucleotides long. RefSeq names its product UDP-glycosyltransferase 92A1-like. NCBI's taxonomy places the organism in Eukaryota, Viridiplantae, Streptophyta, Magnoliopsida, Arecales, Arecaceae. Gene Ontology annotation, molecular function: UDP-glucosyltransferase activity. The record is from RefSeq and is a predicted model, not a curated record.